This is a messenger RNA of Poecilia latipinna (sailfin molly), 2442 nucleotides long. Its product is annotated as tetranectin-like. Bases 109 to 744 code for a protein of 211 amino acids. The record is from RefSeq and is a predicted model, not a curated record. Gene Ontology annotation, biological process: bone mineralization; ossification. The transcript is spliced from 3 exons. NCBI's taxonomy places the organism in Eukaryota, Metazoa, Chordata, Actinopteri, Cyprinodontiformes, Poeciliidae.
CAGGCUCCUGAGGUUGGACUGCCGUUCCCCACAAACGACUCUUCCAGUACUUUUCCUUUGUAAGGAGGGACAAAUGGGAGGGGGUGAGGGAGACGGAUAAAUGUGUGAAUGUCCACGUCGGAGUCACAUUCAACAGGGUCCAGGAUGGAGUUCAGAGGAGUUUCUGUUCUGCUGGGCGUCUUGCUGCUCAUCCACUGCUCACUGCAGCAGACUGCAACCAGGAAGAAGCCGGUGAAGAAAGGUACAUUGCAGGAUGCUGCUGUGGUGGAGCUGCAGAAACGGAUUGAUGAAAUCAUUCAGGAUCUGAACCUGCUGAAGGAAAAACAAGCUCUGCAAUCAGUUUGUUUAAGAGGUGAGAAGAUCCAUAAGAAAUGUUUCUUGGCCGACCCUCUGAAGAAGCGCUACCACACCGCCAGUGAGGACUGCAACUCCCUGGGCGGCGUCCUGGCUACUCCGUCCUCCAGCGAGGAGAACGACCGGCUCCGGGACUACAUCCGUCAGAGCGUCGGCCCGGACGGGCAGGUCUGGCUCGGCGUCAACGACAUGACCAUCGAGGGCCAGUGGAUGGACCAAACCGGCUCCAGCAUCACGUACAAAAACUGGGACGCGUCCAACUUCAGGUCUCCUCAGCCGGAUGGCGGCAAGUCGCAGAACUGCGGCGCCAUGUCGUUGACCGGCGGGAAGUGGCUCGAUGAAAACUGCCGCGAAGAAAAGCCCUCAGUCUGCGAGUUCAACAUAGUUUGAGCCAGAGGUGCAAAGAAAGAAAGUAAAAGUACUCAGUUACUGUACUUAAGUAGAUUUUCAGAUACUUGAGUAUUUAUCUUUCUUAUACUCCCCACAUUUUAAGAGAAAUAUCUGUACUUUCCACUCCUUAUAUUUUCACAUAUGAUGAAAAAAUAAUGACGAAAAAAAUCCACCGCUCACACAAAAAGUGUUAUAGUGUUGGUAUUUCAAAGCAGAAGCAGAACACGAGGAAAACAACAUGGAUGGAGGCUUUCACCUCGCCGUGAUUUCAUGUGGCCUUUAGUUAGAGUUAAAGUUAGAGUGAAAUAUUCACUGCCUUUCAAAAAAGAUACAGAGAAAGUCUUCUAAAUAUGCAAGGUACAACUCAAAUACUCAUUUAAUUAAAUUUCAUAGCAAGCAGAACCACAAACAUUCAGCAACUUUUACUCAGCAACAGAUGUUGCUUUUAGAAAAUUGAAGUAAACGCCAAUAAAAAAGGAAACGUUUUAGAAGAAUGGGCCACAUAUAGUCUGUUCUUGUUGCUAAAAAUACACUCAAAAAAUUCAAAGAUACCAGAAAAACCAUCAGUAGUUAAGAUAUUGCCUGUAUUUUUUGUUGUUUUAUCAAACUUGCUAGAUUUUACAUUUUAGAUCGACAAUUCCCGCUUGCUUUUCUACUGAAGUCAGACUUGUUUAUUUUAAUAAGCUAUUAUGUUGGAUUUUCUCCAAUUUUUUAGAAAAAUUGUUUAAAAAUCUACAUUUUGUGGCCCCCAGUUGCUUUCAGUUUGACAGUUUUUGGCCUUUAGGUAUAAAAUUUGUACACUGCAGCUUUAACCUGAGUAACAUCGUACACAAACAUUCGGAGAUGCAAAACAUUCUCCGUCUGUUGCCUCAUUUAAAAAAUCCUCCCAUGUUGUUGACUCAAAGAACGAUUAGUGACGAAUUCGCUGCUUUGUGCAAUUAAAUCACCCCGAUAGAGAUUUAGUUUGAACAAAAACUAGACCGUAUCAGUAUUUUUUUAAUCUUUAUGCCAACACAGAGCAUGUCGUGAACUCUUAAAAGUUAUGCAUUUUGUAUGACUAAAAGUUCUUACUUUUACUAGAGUUUUCUUUUAUAAAAGUAUCUGUACUUCUACUUGCGUAGAGGCUGAGUAUUUUUGCCACCUCUGGUUUGAUCCUGUUUAUCUCAACAUGAACUCUGCACUUUGUUUUAGCUGCUUUGUUUUUGCACUCUCCCUGCUACCUGCUAUCCUAAAGACGAGUUUAAACCAGUGAUUUUCAGCUGCAUCCUGACCAAAAUGACAUGUGGAGGUCACAGUGGGUUUUAUCUUUGACAAAAGUGAUGUGCUGGUAUGUCAUUUGCAGCGUUCCUUGUGGUUGCAGUAAAACCAGGAGGAAUACAGUCCAUUCUAUUAAAAAAGAAAAACAACUGAAUGCAGUUAAAAUGGCUUAUUUAAUACUCACUGAACAGAGUAUGUCCAGAAAAGGUGCUGGCAUCUUUUCUGGACAUAAAAUAUUGGUUAAGCAUCACAUUUUUUCCUCUUUUAAAUACUGAAUCAGUAGUCUGAGAACCGCUGGUCUAAACUGUAUUUAAAUGAAAAGACACAAAAACUGAGUAAGACUUUGUUUUAAAGCAAAUUGACCUUUUAUGUACCAGUCCUGUAUUCUUCUGUAAUAUCUUGUGUGAUUUAUUCUUUCAAUAAACUUUGAAUAUCAGUUUC